Molecule: messenger RNA, 5691 nt
Organism: Sorex araneus (European shrew)
Lineage: Eukaryota; Metazoa; Chordata; Mammalia; Eulipotyphla; Soricidae
Gene: LAMC2
Product: laminin subunit gamma 2
Exons: 23
Coding region: 142-3750 (1202 amino acids)
Molecular function (GO): extracellular matrix structural constituent
Source: RefSeq, a predicted model, not a curated record
CACAGGUGAGUCACGCCCCGCCCGGGCCCUUCCUGUGGGCCUGAGUCAGGGAGAAGAGGCCAUAAAACGUCGCGAGCUGGGCCCAGGACGCACAGCCGUGGCGGCGCGCAGUGGCUCCCGCGCCGGGCACCCACCCUGGCCAUGCCCGCGGCCCCCUGGCACCCACGUCGCCCGUGCCUGGCGCCGCCGCCGCCGCUGCUGCUGCUGCUGCUGCUCCUUCUACCCGCGGCCAGGGCCACCUCCAGGAGUCCAGCCUGCGAGUGCAACGGCAAGUCCCGGCAGUGCGUGUUCGACGUGCAGCUGCAGCGGCGGACGGGGGACGGGCUCCGCUGCGUCAACUGCGCGGACGACACGGCCGGGCGCCGCUGCGAGCGCUGCAGGGACGGCUUCCACCGGCCGCGGGACCACGCGCGCUGCCGGCCGUGCGCCUGCCACGCCCAAGGCGCCCUGAGUGUGCAGUGUGACAGCCUGGGGCGGUGCCGCUGCAAACCCGGGGUGGCAGGGAACAAGUGCGACCUGUGCCUGCCUGGCUUCCACACGCUCACCGAGGCGGGCUGCUCCCGGGACCAGAGGCCGCAAGACCCCAAGUGCGACUGUGACCCAGCGGGCACCGCGGGGCCCUGUGAGUCGGGCCGCUGCGUCUGCAAGCCGACGGUCACCGGGCAGCGCUGUGACAGGUGUCGCCCUGGCUACUACCACCUGGAGGCUGCAAACCCCGAGGGCUGCACCCAGUGCUUCUGCUACGGCCACUCCGCCACGUGCCACAGCUCCGGGGACUACAGCCUGUACAGGGUCAGCUCCACCUUCCAGCAGGAUGCCGACGGCUGGAGGGCAGAGCAGGGCAGCGGCGGGCGGGCCGCCUUGCAGUGGUCCCAGCGCCACUGGGACGUCUUUGCCUCCUCGAGGCGGGGAGAGCCCAUCUACUUCGUAGCUCCCGCCAAGUUUCUCGGCAACCAGCAGGUCAGCUAUGGGCAGAGCCUGUCGUUCGCUUACCGUGUGGAUCGCGGGGGCAGACGCCCGUCGGCCCACGACGUCAUCCUGGAAGGGGCCGGGCUUCGGGUCACGGCCCCCCUGAUGUCCCCGGGGAGGACAUUGCCUUGUGGGAUCACCAAGACCUACACCUUCAGGCUGAAUGAGCACCCGAGCAGCCACUGGAGCCCGCAGCUGAGUUACUUCGAGUUCCGGCGUCUGCUGCGGAAUCUCACGGCCCUGCGCAUCCGGGCGACCUUUGGUGAAUACAGCACCGGCUACCUGGACAACGUGACGCUGGUCUCGGCCCGGCCCGUGUCGGGCGCGCCGGCUCCCUGGGUGGAGCAGUGCGCGUGCCCCGCCGGGUACCGGGGCCAGUUCUGCCAGGACUGCGCCCCCGGCUACAAGCGGGACUCGGCCCGGCUGGGCCCCUUCGGCUCCUGCGUCCCCUGUGACUGCCAGGGCGGAGGCACCUGCGACCCCGACACAGGCGACUGCUACUCGGGGGACGAGAACCCUGACGUGGAAUGUGCCGACUGCCCCGUGGGCUUCUACAACGACCCCCACGACCCCCGCAGCUGCAAGCCGUGCCCCUGCCGCCCCGGCUUCAGCUGCGCGGUGAUGCCCGAGACGGAGGAGGUGGUCUGCCACAGCUGCCCACCCGGGGUCACAGGCGCCCGCUGCGAGCUCUGUGCCGACGGCCACUUUGGGGACCCCCUCGGGGAGCGGGGCCCCGCCCGGCCGUGCCAGCUGUGCGACUGUAACCACAACGUGGACCCCAGCGCCUCGGGCAACUGUGACCGCCUCACGGGCCACUGUCUCAAGUGCGUGCACAACACGGCCGGCCCCCACUGCGGCCAGUGCAGAGCCGGCUACUUUGGGGACCCCCUGGACCCCAACCCGGAGAACAAGUGUCGAGCAUGCGGCUGCAACCCCACGGGCUCGGAGCCCGUGCCGUGUCGCCAGGACGGCAGCUGUGUGUGCAAGCCGGGCUACCAGGGGCCCCGGUGCGAGCUGGCGGCGCUGACCAGCUGCCCCGCCUGCUACAGCCGCGUCACCAUGGAGCUGGACCAGUUCACACAGCAGCUGCAGGGCCUGGAGCGGCUGGUGUCGGCGGCUCAGGCGGGUGGCGCCAUGCCCAGUGCAGAGCUGGAGAGCAGAAUGCAGAGGGCCGAGCAGGCCUUAAGGGACAUGCUGGGAGAAGCCCAAGUCUCAGAAGGUGCCCUCCGGACCCUCCACCAGCAGCUGGCCACGGCCCGGAGCCAGGGGAACAGCUUCCGGGAGCGUCUGGACGAGCUGCAGCGGGCGGCUGAGCGUGUACGGGCCCUGAGCGGCCAGUACCGGCACCGCGCCCAGGACGCCCACCGGCUCGUCUCCCAGCUGCAGCUGAGCAUGCAGGAGAGCGAGGCCGCCCUGCGGGGGGCGAACAUCCUCCCCGCCGACCGCUAUGAGGGGCCGAACGGCUUGAAACAUCUGGCGCAGGAGGCCACGAGGCUGGCGGACAGCCACGAGGAGGCGGCCAGCAACAUAGAGCGGCUGACCCAGGAGGCCGACGGCUACUCGACCCAGGCGCUGUCUCUGGCUCGUCAGGCACAGCAGGGCGGCGGGGGUGCAGACGGGGACCUGGAGGGGCCCCUGGUGCAAGGGCUCCGGGGAAGGCUGGAGAAGGCCGAGGCCCGAGCCCAGCAGCUGACGCGGGCGGCUGCCCACGCCACAGCAGAGGCGGACGGUUCUUAUCAGCAGAGCCUACGGCUCUUGGAGGCGGCCGCGCAGCUCCAAGGGGCCACCGGCCAGUCGUUCCAGGCGGAACUGAAGAGACUCCAGCAAGGCUCGGAUGCUCUCUCCAGCCUGGUGUCGCGGCAGACUGACGAGUUCAACCGCGUGCGCCAGGACCUGGGCAGCUGGGAGGAGGCAGCCCGCCGGCUCCUGCAGGAUGGGAAGGACUCGCGCCAGAAGUCGGAGCAGCUCCUCUCCCGCGCCAACCUGGCCCACACCCGGGCCCAGGAGGCCCUGAGUCUGGGCAACGCCACCUUCUAUGAAGUCGAGGGCAUCCUGAAGAACCUCCGAGAGUUCGACCUGCAGGUCGGGGACAAGAGGGCGGAGGCGGAGGAGGCACUGCGGAGGCUGGGCCUGGUCAGCCGGAAGGUGGCGGCCGCCAGCGACAGGACCGAGCAGGCCGAAGGGGCCCUGGCUGGGGCCGUCGCCGACACCCAGCGGGCGAAGCUGGCAGCCGCCGAGGCCCUGGAGAUCGCAGGCAGGAUGGAGCAGGAAAUGGGGAGCCUGAACUCGAAGGCCAACGUGACAGCGGAUGGCGCCCUGGCAUUCGAGAAGGGGCUGGCCACGCUGCGGGGGGAGCUGAGGGACGCGGAAGGCGUCCUGGACGGCCGGGGGCAGGCGCUGGAUGCGGGGGCGGACACCGUGCAGAGGGUGAUGAACGAGGCCCAAAGGGCGGAGACAAGGGCCAGAAGCGCCGGUGCCGCCGUCCAGGACACGCUGGACGCACUGGACAGUAUCCUACAGCUGAUAGACCAGCCCGGCGGCGUGGACGAGGAGCGCCUGGUCCAGCUGGAGCUGAAGCUGUCCCGGGCCAAGGCGCAGGUCCAGACCCAGCUGCGGCCGCUGAUGGCGGAGCUGGAGGAGCGGGCCCGGCGGCAGAGCGGGCGGCUGAGCUCGCUGGAGCACAGCAUCGACACCGUGCUUGCCGACGUCCGCAACCUGGAGCACAUCCGGGACCACCUGCCCCCCGGCUGCUACAACACGCAGGCGCUGGAGCAGCACUGAGGCAGCGAGGGCCGGCUGCUCGCCGGAGACACCUCAGAGUCUUCCCCGGCUGGGAAGCAAGCAGCCCUCUGGGUGGGGGGCCCGGGGAGGGCUGACCAGGUCCCUCGAGGGCUCACGGGAUUGACGGACUCACUGCUCGGGCAUUUGCGCUUCCAGGAAGUCCGUCAAUGCAUGGGGGGGCCACAAAGAUGGCCCAAUGGUUAGUGCACAUGCCUGACACGUGGCCAAGCCGCCGCCCCCACUCCAGGGGGGGUUCCCCUGAGCCCCACUAGGAGUGAUCUCUGAGCUCAGAGCCAGGAGUCAGCCCUGUGGUUCCACCCCCACCACCCCCGCCUUCCCCUCAAAAAUUAAUAAUAAUAAUAAUAAUAGUAAUAAAAGGGAAAAAAAAGGAAAGGAGCGGGGUCCAGAAGUACGGCUACUUGGUGCUAAGUGAGCCCCCGAGUCCUGGGAGAAUAAUGGCGAUUCUAUUUAUUUUUAGUUUUGAAACUCGGUCCAGGUGCCGAGUUCUCCCUUAAGUCAGAGCCGGGCGUCUCGGGCGAGGGAGAAAAACCAACUCAGGCGUCUCCGGCCCGCUGCCCUCUGUCUGCCCAGCUGGCCAGCCCCCGCCCCGUCCCCCAGCUGGCAGGCACGGGCAGUGAGGGGUGGGUGAGGGGGCGGGUGUGAGGCUGGUGCCCUGCGGGGCCUUCUGGCCUCAUGCCCAGGAAACCGUGCCAGCGUCUUAGGUGAGAAGCUGGGGGCCAGAGCCAUAGCACAGCGGGGAGGGCGUUGGCCUGGCACUCGGCCGACCCGGGUUCGAUCCCCAGCAUCCCCUAGGGUCCCCCGAGCACCGCCAGGAGUGAUCCCUGAGCACUGAGCCAGGGAGUCAGCCCUGAGCAUCGCCAGAGUGACCUUCCCCCCUAAAAAAAAAAAGUCAGAAUAGGGAAAGGAAGGAAUAGCGGCAUAGUUUAAUGCUUCCCAGCUCAGGAUGUCUUCCCCACCCCCGGCCCUUGGUCCCUCUUUCCCAGGAAUGUUGCACGCACCCCCUCCGCACCCCCACACCUCCCAGGGUGCACUUUGGGUUUCGGCCACACCCAGCUGACCCCGGUUUGUGCCUCCAUCCAGCUGUCAGCCCUCCCUGCUCUGCCAGUGGUCAGGGCAUGCGAGCUCCGGCGGAAAUUGCUGGAAAACCCUAGAAAUUUCUGGAAAACCCCAGAAAGUUCUGAAAAAAAAAACAGAAAUUUCUGGAAAAAAUCCAGAAGUGCCGGCAGCUGAGCCAAGAACCCACCCCCUCAGUUUCCACUUUUUUUGUUAUUGUUCUUUGGAGGGACUCACACCCAGCAGUGCUCAGACAUCACUCCUGGCAGGGGACCCUGUGGGAUGCCGGGGAUCCACUCCCCCAUGUCUUUCUAAAUAAAGAGCAAUCCUUCUUUGGGGGCCGAAACAGGUUCUAAUUUAUUGAUCUCUGAGCCUAAGGUGGGCACCCCAAAGCGGUGGCGAGAAAGGGCAGAGGACUCAGGGCUGGCUCUGCGCUCAGUGCUCACUCCUAGCGGGGCUCGACUGGGAUGCUGGGGAUCUCUCCAGCCAGAGCACUGUUGGACCCACGCUCUCUCUCUCCGGCCCCACCUUUCCCGGCCAUGAGACUUUGGCAGUUCAAUGGGGAGAUCGUGAAUAUGUUUGGCUUUUAACAUCUGGUAGCACCGUCCCACUGUCAGUUCAUCAAUCGGCUCGAGCGGGCGCCAGUCACGUCUCCAUGGUGAGACUUGUUGUGACUGUGUUUGGCAUCUCGAAUACGCCACGGGGAGCUUGCCAGGCUCUGCCGUGUGGACGGGAUCCUCUCGGUAGCUUGCCGGGCUCUCUGAGAGGGGCUGAGGAAUCGAACCCAGGUUGGCCGCGUGCAAGGCCGACGCCCUCCCCACUGUGCUAUCGCUCCAGUCCCAACACCUGGUAUAAAAUAAAAAUAAA